AUCCCACACCCCUUGAGACUCCACAACAACUUCAUGACAGGAAAAAGAACCCAAAUCAGCCCGGCCGGUAGCCCAUCAUCUAGCAACGUCUCUGACGGAUCCUCUAAAGACCAAGAACGGCUUCUCCCGAUAGCCAAUGUCGGCCGUAUCAUGAAAAAAUCACUCCCGGCUAAUGCCAAAAUAUCUAAAGAAGCCAAAGAGACGGUGCAAGAGUGUGUGUCGGAGUUCAUCAGUUUCAUAACCGGAGAAGCCUCGGACAAAUGUCAGAGAGAGAAGCGAAAAACAAUCAACGGUGAUGAUCUGUUGUGGGCCAUGACAACGCUAGGGUUCGAAAACUACGUUGGUAGUUUGAAGAGUUAUCUCAACAAGUACACGAGAACAUCUGAGUCACCGACUGAUACUGAUAUUGGUACCGGUACCAGUCAUGAUCAGGUGUCGAAUUCGACGCCAACAAGACUGAUCUCUCAAGGCUUUGACGAUCCGCAUCAUGGACAAAUAGUCGGGUAUGGUGCCGAGUUGGUUAACAUGGUCAAGCUCCAUGAUGCCAAGAUGGUUGUGUCAGCCCAUGGUCAAGGAUUUGAGUGGUAGUUACAUACAUAAAUUAAGCUUAUAGUGAACGGGCUUUUUUAAUAUUUAUAUUCAUAGUUUUUCUUGCAAAAUAAUCAUUAUAUUUGUUAAGAAGAGCUAGGUUUAAUCACUCAGUUUUAAUUCUUGUUCUCUUAGUGUAAAAUUGGGUAUUUUAUAUAUCAUUAUUUGUUGAAGUUGUUGCAUUGGCGAAAAUUAUUGAUGACAACAAAUUUGAAACAA
Lactuca sativa (garden lettuce) is the source of this 807-nucleotide messenger RNA. RefSeq names its product nuclear transcription factor Y subunit B-1. The record is from RefSeq and is a predicted model, not a curated record. NCBI's taxonomy places the organism in Eukaryota, Viridiplantae, Streptophyta, Magnoliopsida, Asterales, Asteraceae. Gene Ontology annotation, molecular function: DNA-binding transcription activator activity, RNA polymerase II-specific; protein heterodimerization activity; RNA polymerase II cis-regulatory region sequence-specific DNA binding. Gene Ontology annotation, biological process: regulation of transcription by RNA polymerase II. Gene Ontology annotation, cellular component: nucleus; CCAAT-binding factor complex.